This is a messenger RNA of Engraulis encrasicolus (European anchovy), 1758 nucleotides long. RefSeq names its product tubulin folding cofactor C (gene tbcc). Gene Ontology annotation, cellular component: cytoplasm. The record is from RefSeq and is a predicted model, not a curated record. The coding region runs from base 104 to 1270 and encodes 388 amino acids. NCBI's taxonomy places the organism in Eukaryota, Metazoa, Chordata, Actinopteri, Clupeiformes, Engraulidae. Gene Ontology annotation, molecular function: tubulin binding. Gene Ontology annotation, biological process: post-chaperonin tubulin folding pathway; tubulin complex assembly. The transcript has a single exon.
AAAACGCCUACUGUCCGAGGGCACUGACAGGGCGCGCGCGCGAAUCGCGAGUUUCUUUAUCAAAUCUAUAACCGGAUGUUUUGUAUCCAUCCCACCAAUAAAAAUGUGGUAUAUUCAAGCUGUUCGUCCCAUGAACCAAUUAGAAAUCGUUUUGUUGUAUUGCUACUCGUUAUACUUCCUGCUGUGGCCAUUUACGAUAUAUCACAACGCAACGAUGUCUCUUGAUGUGAACGCCGGUCUCUGUGUAGACAAAAACGACUUAAAUCCAAAUGAAACACUAAAGAUACCCGACAGACUUUUGAAAAGGGACCAGGCACGAUUGGAAGAGGUGGAAAGACGGAAAGACAUCAAGGAAAGCUCGUCAGUUGCCGAGGAAAACAGUGGCUUUUUCUUAACAACGUUCAACACGGAGAGGGAAUCCAUCGAAGUACUGCUAUCCACUUGUAACGGGGCAAAUCGUGAGGAUGCGUCAAAGGUUUUGGAAGAGGCUACCAUCAAAACACAACAGUUGCAAAAGUUUCUCAACGACAGCAUGGUGUUCUUGACCCCUUUCAAUCUGAGACAGGCUCAGGCAGCCUUGCAAGCCCUCCAGACAUCUCUGUCUGAACAACGAGAUGCAGUUCUGCCCAAAAAGAAGUUUGCCUUCAAAUCUCGCAACGUCAAAAGCAAAACGACGGUAUCCCCAUCCUCAUCCGUUACUGAGAUUCCCAAAGCGGACAAGGAUAGGGACACAGUCGUCGAUACAGCUCCGAUACAGUGUGCUUUUUCCAGCGCCGAGUCGCAGGUUUUGAUCAAGACCGCUGUCGAGAUUCAGCAGCGGGACGUGCUUCUGUCCCACCUGACGAACUGUAAGGUUCGGCUCCUCGGCUCGCCUAGCACUCUGCAUAUCAAACAUGUUCGUGAUUGUGAGAUUUUGUGCGGGCCAGUGUCGAGCUCGGUGUUUGUGGAUCAGUGUAGCGGCAGCACGCUCGCCUUUCCUUGCCAGCAGCUGCGCACCCACAACACUAAGGACACCCGAAUCUAUCUUCACGUCACUAGUCGCGCCAUCAUCGAGGACUGUCAAGGUGUCAGUUUUGCCCCCUUCACAUGGACAUACUCUAACCUUGAUGCGGAUUUCGCUGUGUCCGGGCUUGACAGGAAUAGAAACAACUGGGAUCAAGUGGAUGAUUUUAACUGGCUUGCAGCUGGCACCCCGUCCCCAAAUUGGACGGUCAUUCCGGAAAAUGACAGGAAAACCAGCUGGGAUGAGCUGCUUCCAGCUUCUGCUUAGAUCUUCCUCUCUGUGGUGGCUGUUUCAUCCUUAAUGUGGUGAACCAGGGGUGAAAUAAAUGAAUUUAAACUAUACGCUUGCACACCACAGAUCUAAAACAAAUUGCAUGACUUAUUCGGGUGUCGCUUAGGAGAACACUUGUCAAAUGGCAUAGUGUGGUUGUAGCCUACAUGUUUUCUAUUAAAUAGCAGACCUUAGGCCUACUUUUUCAAAUAUGGGUUUUGGGCAGCAUUAAAUGCACCUGCGUGCACCUGCCUACUUUCACCCCAGGGGAAAACACUCUGUUUUGCCCAUUCAGCUUCUGCUUAGAUAUUCCUCUUUAUGGUGACUGUUUCACCCUUAAUGUGGGGAAACGCACUGUUUUGUCAAUUCCCUUCAUCCACAACCCGCCUUAUAUUGAAUAUGCACUUUGCACUGUCUAAUUUUGUCCAAUGAUUUAUGUCGCAAGGGAGUGCAUAUGGAAAAUAAAUUAAAGAAAUGUAUCUGUA